AUGCUGCCAGUACUGCCAUUGAGACAAUUACACUUAAUACUUCGAACACCCUUCCUGAACUCAGUCCGUUGCAUAAUGUCCUCCAAGUAUGAUCCGCCAGUGAAUAGAGACAUGAAGACGUUAGAUAGAUCUUUCUUCGCGAAGCAAAUCCCACUCUGUGUAGUAAAGUUUCCCGAGCCCAAGAACAUCAGUGUCUUCUCCAAGCAGUUUAAGGAUUACAUUUUGAGAGUACCACGUAUUCCUCACGUUAUCAAAUUAAAUGCACCACCUGUUGGCGAGAAGACCCUGGCUUGUGAUAAUGGUAUUGUUAUAAAGGGUGUCCUCCUCACGGAUGAAAUCUCCUCACCUUCCCAAAUCAAAGAAAAAUUGUCACCUGAGGCUUUACGAUUCCUUGACGAUGCUCAUGCGGAGGUGUUGCCCUACAUUUAUACAUUAGACUAUAAUUAUUGGAAGGCUGAAGAUAUUUUGAAAGCUGUCCUACCAGAGGAUCAUUUGGAAGAGAUUCCUACUGGGUUUACUAUAACGGGACACAUUGCUCAUUUGAAUUUACGUAGUGAAUUCAAACCGUAUGAUUCAUUGAUUGGGCAAGUGAUUCUAGAUAAGAAUAAUAAGAUUGACUGUGUGGUGGAUAAAGUUAGUUCCAUUGCCACCCAAUUCAGAACUUUCCCCAUGAAGGUGAUUGCAGGUAAGUGUGACAAUUUAAUUGUGGAACAAAAGGAAUCGAAUUGUACUUUUAAGUUUGAUUUUAGUAAAGUUUAUUGGAAUUCAAGAUUGCAUACUGAACAUGAUCGUCUUGUUAGUCAAUAUUUCAAGCCGGGCCAAGUUGUGUGUGAUGUAUUUGCUGGGGUGGGACCCUUCGCAGUUCCUGCUGGGAAGAAAGAUGUGGUGGUGUUGGCUAACGAUUUGAAUCCUGAAAGUUUCAAGUAUUUAAAGGAAAAUAUUGCUUUGAAUAAAGUGGAGUCUACGGUGAAACCAUUCAACUUGGAUGGUGCUGAGUUUAUUCGUCGUUCUCCCGAAUUACUACAGGAAUGGAUUCAAAAGGAGGAGAAUGGGACAAUUAAAGUCACUAUUAAACAAACUAGGAAAAGACAUAAGAAGAAUGAAGUGAAGACAAAUGAAUUACCAGUAACCAGGGAAAGGGAACAACCUAAGAUUAAAGAAAUUGUCAUACCAAAUGAGAUAAGUCAUUUUGUAAUGAAUCUACCGGACAGUGCCAUUGAUUUCCUGGGCAACUUUGUCGGUUUAUAUUCGAACAUGGCAUCUCAGUCAAUCUCUCAGAUGCCAUGGGUUCAUGUCCAUUGCUUUGAGAAGUACGGCAAUGACGAGGAGUUGAGCAUGGACGAACUACACGAAAGAGUAUAUAGAAGGAUACUGUCCUCCCUGGGGUCAACCCCGGAAGUGCUUCCGCUCGAUGGAUUGUCUUUCCACCUGGUACGUAAAGUGUCACCCACGAAGCCCAUGUUCUGUGUGAGUUUUCAACUGCCAGCCAGCAUUGCGUAUGCUGCUGGCCCUGUAUAG
Messenger RNA from Naumovozyma castellii, 1518 nucleotides. It is a transcript of the gene TRM5, whose product is annotated as tRNA (guanine) methyltransferase. Bases 1 to 1518 code for a protein of 505 amino acids. The record is from RefSeq and is a predicted model, not a curated record. NCBI's taxonomy places the organism in Eukaryota, Fungi, Ascomycota, Saccharomycetes, Saccharomycetales, Saccharomycetaceae. The transcript has a single exon.